This is a messenger RNA of Rubroshorea leprosula, 768 nucleotides long. The record is from the annotation of a GenBank genome assembly. NCBI's taxonomy places the organism in Eukaryota, Viridiplantae, Streptophyta, Magnoliopsida, Malvales, Dipterocarpaceae.
UUUGUUCGGUUCUGUUUAGCUUUCUGGAACUGUCAACUAACUCCAGAAAAUCACGGCGUGGAAUUUCCAAAUUCAAAUUCCCCAUCCUUUCCUUUCUUUCAUUUUCCCUCAAUCCAAACAGCACUUAAUCCAUUCAAUAUAUUUUUACGCUCAUAAUUUUUGUUAGAAACUUGUUAAGUUCAAUGGCAUAUGAGAUUUUGAGAUCAUUCCCAGAAUCAAGUUAAUACAAUCUCUUGUUGCAGGUGAGAUGGGUAGAAUGAAGCAUGAUAGAAGCAGAGAGGUUGUUGCUUGCAGGUGCUCUAGAAGACCCGGAAAAUCAAACAUUUGUCCUGCUUUCUGACAGUUGUGUUACCCUUUACAGUUUUAGCUAUAUAUGCAAGUAUCUGAUGGCUUCUCCAAGGAGUUUCUUGGACAGUUGGAUGGCAGCAUUCUUGAUUUUUGAGCUUUCUUGAUGUAAAGGAUUGUAGAUACAGCUUGAAGAUGUUACCUAUCAUCCCAAAAGACAAGUGGCGGAAAGGAUCUCAGUGGAUCUCCUUAGUAAGAAGCCAUGCUGAAGCUGCUGUAAAUAAUGAGAUCAUUUUUCCAGUUUUUAAGAAAUUAUGCAAGUUACACAAUUAACCGUUCUGUCUUUGAAGGCAGUCCUCUCCCUUUGUUUGCAUAAUCCAGGUGUCUUGUUAUAUUUUCUAAUGUAUGGACAUCACACUGCCCUAUAAUGAGAUGCCACCAUAGUGGAAACGGUAGCCUGAUAGAUAAAAGGUUCAAAAGCAG